AAGUAAAUUGAGGCGAGUUCCAUUUCAGCGCCUCCCCAAUCCCCGUAUUGUCCCUAUCCUUAUUAGUUGAUCCCUAGGACAAUCACAGCAGACGACCGCCGAGGGGCCACACGCAGCAGCAGACCAGCGCCGGUCCCAGCCCCAGCCCAGGACCCAGCUCAAGCCCAAGCUGCAGACCAAGCCCCGUCCCUCGCUGUAGCGUAACUCCCGUCCCUCGCUGAAGCACAACCCCUGUCCCUCGCUGAAGCACAACCCACGGACGAAGCCCCAGCCCCUGGUGCUGCCAAGCAGAAGGAGGGGGCACUGCAGCACAGCCUGCCGCCGAGCUGCUGAGCGGCACAUGGGUUGAGCCACAUGCGGCAGCGGCCGCAGCGGCCUCUGGCGCCGGCGGCCGUGUUCAUCGUGUUCGGUGACACGCAGCCGCCGCCGGCGGCAGCAGCGGUGGCAGCAGCCGGUAACGCGCAGGCUAGGGCCACCAGUGGCAAGCCAGGCGCUCAGGGCGGCGGCGGCAGUGACAGCUGUAGGACGCGGGGUGGGGCCGGCGGUCCCACCUGUGACACGGCGGGGCUGGCAAUUACUGCUGCUGGCGCCGCCACCGCCAGCGGGACCCCGUGCCGCUGGCUGCUGCCCACCCAGUCCUGCUGCUGGGGGGCGGCGGCGGCGCUGUGUGUCACACACGGGGCCCGGCUGGUGGACCUCAGCGGUGGCGGUGGCACGCCGCCGCCACCCAGCAGCAGCAGCAGCAGCAGCAGCAGCAGCAGCAGAGACAGUGACAGGGGCGGCUGUAGCAGUGACAGGGGCGGCUGUAGCGGCGGCGCGGCUGGCGCCAGGCCAGGGAAGCGGCCGCGGACGGCGAGUGAGGAGGCGGGACGCUGCAAGGCGGGGCGGGCAGGCGACGACGACGAUGAUGGUGACGGCGGCAGGGAACACGAAACGGCGGAUGAGGGCGGCACGGGCGCAGCACCAGUUGCAGCAUUAGCAGCCGCAGUAGCCCGCAGUGGCCCCACCGGCUCGGGGCCGGCGGCGGCAGGUAUGAGCUGUGCGGCGGGUUGGGGCGUCGUGUUGCUGGCGGCGGAAGCGGCGGCGGCGGUGGAACAGGAGUGGAAGGCGGCAGCGGUGACGGAGGUGGCGGCACCUGCGGCGGUAGCAGCAGUGCGGGGGGCGGCUGCGCCGGCGGCAGGUGGAGAGACAUCGCCCGGGCGCCUCCUGUGGUGGCGAGCCGGAGGCGGAGACGGCGGCGGGGGAAAUGGAGGGGUCAAUGGAGGCGGGAAUACAGACGGCGAGUGGGCGCGGCUAGCUGUGCCGCCACCGGUGGAGGACGUGGAGGUGGUGCAGGUGGCGGCAGGCGAGGUGAAUGGGCUGGUGCUGCUGCGAGAUGGGGCGGUGUGGGAGCUGAGGGUGCCGCCGCCACCUGUGGAUCCAGAGGCGGCGGCGGCGGCGGCGGCGGCAGCAGGGGGGGCGCAGGCGGGUGGCACUGGCGGUGGCGGCGGCAGCGGUCCCUGCUGGAGCACUGCUGUGUGGCCACCAGAGGCGGCGGCGGCGGCCCCGUUGCUGCGGCCUGUGCUGCUGGAGGUGGCGAUACGGCAGGUGGCUUGCGGCGCGCGGCACUGCCUGGCACUGGACGGCGGUGGCGGCGUGUGGGCGUGGGGGUGGAACUCGUACGGCCAAUGCGGCGUGGCGGCGCCGGCGGAGGGCGGCGCCGCGGGGCGGCGGGGGGACGUGGCGGCGGCGGUGCGGGUGCAGGGCGGGGUGCUGGGCGGCGUGCCGUGUGUGUGCGUGGCGGCGGGGCUGGCGCACUCGCUGGCGCUGACGGAGGCGGGACAGGUGGCUGCAUGGGGCUGGAACGACGCGGGGCAGUGCGGCCCCUCACAGCAGGAGCAGGAGGAGGAGCAGUGGAAGCAACAGCAGCGGCAGCAGGGCGUUAGCACCGCCGGUAGUGGUGGUGGUGGUGGUGGUGGUGGCGGCGGUGGCGGCGGCGGCGGCGGCGGUGGCGCGCGCAGCUUCUCCGCUGUGCCGCGCUGUGUCAACAUCCCCCCUCCUCCUCCCCCUCCGCUGCCGCUGCGAGGGCCCGGCGCGAAGGCGGAGGGUCGUGGGCGCGCGCGCGAGGGAGAGGAGGAGGCGGGCUGGCGUGGGACGGGCGACAGCAGAGAUGGCCCUGAUAAUGAAGAAGAUGAGGAGGAGGAGGAGGAGGGCGAGGAGGAGGACGUGGUGCAGGUCAGCUGCGGCGGCCGCCACAGUCUGGCGCUCACCUCCAGCGGCCGGCUGUGGGGCUGGGGCAGCAACAGCCGCGGACAGCUGGGACCGGCAGUAGCAGGCGGCGGCGGCGGCGGCGGCGGCGGCGGCUGGCCGAGGCAGCUACUGCCGCUACUGCCGCAGGUGCCGCUGCGGCCGCCAUGCCCACAGGGCACAGCUGCUGCCGCUUCUGCCGCUACGGCGCCCGGGCACCAUGGCUCAGGAUCAGCAGCGGCGGCAGUAGCAGCACCGGCAGAGGCAGUAGCGGCGGCGGCGCCGGCAGUAGCAGUGGAGGCGGCAGUAGCGGCGGCAGCACCGGCAGUAGCAGUGGAGGCAGAGUGGGACGUGCGGCGCUGCCGGGUGGUUGUGCACGUGGGAGGGCGGCUGCGGGUGCAGCAGGCGGCGGCUGCGAGGCGGGGCUGGCUGGCGGCGGUGGCGGCCGCAGCCGGAGUGGGGGCGGGGGGCCGUGCGGCAAGACCGGCAGUAGCUGCUGCUGUCCCGGAGGAAGGGGAGGAAGAGGAGGAAGGGGCUGGUGUGGCAGAGGUCGGGGUGGAGGCGCCGGCAGCGGCGGUGCGGCCCAGCGGGCUGCGUGUGUGUGAGGUACAGGGCGGGUGGUGCCACACAGUGGUGCGGCUGGCGGGGUGGGAGGCGGGGGAGGCGUGGGCGGCGCCGGACGGCGGCACAUAGUGCGUGUGCGUGUGUUAAAGAGCACAAGGAAUGCAAAGCGCAAGGACAGUGUAUGCGAUGCAGCAACGCGACGGCCUACGGAUGUUGCCUGCGCAUUGCAAGCUCGUCGCUCAUUAUGGUCAUGCAGAAGGAAGCUUCAGUUGGCUCGCGCUGAGCGUUCUGGAGAAUAGGAAAGCUAUGCGCGUUGCAGCUGUAUGUAACAAUACAACUAUACAAGUGCACGAUAGCCUGUCGCGGGAGUAGUGCCACAGCGACCAGCCCGAAUGCGGCGUGGCGACGGUUGGCACUGGAUAGCAAGUCCCCGCCCCCUCGUGCCUGCACGUGCGGGCAAAGGCAACAUCAAUUCGGGGAGGGGGCGCAAGUGAACGCACAGGAUGCGUGCGCUACCCCUCGAUCUAGCUCAGCUUGGCCUUGGGCUUGGCCCUGUUCGCAGCCUUGGAUGCUGCCCCGAAUGCCGCCCCGUCCUGUACAGCGGCGCUCCACUUCUCCAGCACAACGAGGAUAUUGCAAGGGUGCUAUGCAGUAUGUUCCAUGCUGACGGGCAUGCCAACCACACAUGUGCUAGGCAUUGGUGCGUUAAGGGGGGAUUGUCGCGUGCCGUGCAGGGUGAGGCGGGCGUCAACCAGCCCGACUACGUAAUCCGGUUUCGUAAUCCCGCCCCAAGCCGCUUGAGUUAUCUGCUCAAGCACUCAUGAAGCGGUUGCUUUGCGCACUGAACUUUAGAUUUUGGACUGUGUCAAAAAUCAGGUUUGGGGGCGCCAAUGGGGCUGCCGAGUCCGGCCCAUGCGCGGGUGGGGACAUGGUGGCAGGGUUGGUUAGAGUAAGGGGUGUUGGUUUAAUUUUCAAGUGGUGUUUUAUUUACAGUCCCUCUAGCGGGCUUCACGGCGGGCCGAGACGGGUUCAGAGCCGCCACGCGUUGGGCCAGUGUGCCAAGAGUAGGAUCGAGUUAAACGU
Chlamydomonas reinhardtii is the source of this 3873-nucleotide messenger RNA. RefSeq lists its product as uncharacterized. The transcript is spliced from 5 exons. NCBI's taxonomy places the organism in Eukaryota, Viridiplantae, Chlorophyta, Chlorophyceae, Chlamydomonadales, Chlamydomonadaceae. Gene Ontology annotation, molecular function: guanyl-nucleotide exchange factor activity. The record is from RefSeq and is a predicted model, not a curated record. The coding region runs from base 355 to 2919 and encodes 854 amino acids. Gene Ontology annotation, cellular component: cytoplasm.